AUGUUAUCACCGCGUAUUGCAGUCCGAGUUGCGGCUCGAUUUGUCAGGCCACAGCGUAGUAGAGGAACUCGCUGGAUUGCUACGCCGUCUCGUAUGCAGGCGGCUCAAGCUGCGGUCGCUGAAACGGUGGCCGAAGAGCCAACGUGCCAUGAUCAUGUUGCGGCCACACUAGCAUCGGAUUCGGGUAGACGGGACGAGUUCUGGCGCAAGAUCCCUUGGUGGCAAGAUGUAUCCACAGACGACUUCCUAAGCUACCGUUGGAGCAGUAGGAACAUGGUCGAAAGGCUCCCGAAGCUGCGAGGCUUCCUCGAUGCGACCUUGCCCGAGUACAUCCCUGUUCGCGGUUCCAGCAGUGAGAUGGAGUCUCGCAACGAGCUUGUCAACGACAUAUUCGCAGGCAUCAAGAAGGCAACCAUGUCUGUCCGGCUUACCCCGUACGUUCUCAGCCGUAUCGACUGGAAAGACCCUCGCAACGAUCCCAUCUUUCGCCAGUUCAUCCCGACUCAGUCGACCAUGGUACCCGAUCAUCCGCAACUGACGCUUGAUUCUCUGCACGAAGAAGCUGAUUCUCCAGUCCCCGGGCUGGUUCAUCGAUACCCAGACAAGGCCUUGUUUCUCCCCGUAUCCGUCUGUCCGACUUACUGCAUGUUCUGCACUCGCUCUUACGCAGUAGGCGCCAACACAGAAACCGUCGAUAAGCAUUCUUUUAAGCCUACCCUUGCCAGAUGGGAAAAGGUGUUUCAGUACAUUGAGAAUACUCCGGAUCUGCAGGACAUUGUAGUCUCCGGAGGCGACUCAUACUACUUGGCGCCUCACCAAAUCGAACUGAUUGGUGACAGACUGAUCUCGAUGCCCAACAUACGCCGCUUUCGGUUUGCCUCCAAAGGUCUUGCCGUCUGCCCGACUAGGAUUCUUGACCCCAACGAUGCUUGGGUGAAUGCCCUUGUCGCCGUGUCUAGCAAGGCGAGGAGGGCAGGCAAGGCGGUGGCGCUUCACACCCACUUUAACCACCCCAAUGAGAUCUCCUGGAUCAGCGAGGAGGCCAGCCAGAAGCUCUUCGAAGCCGGGGUCGUGGUGCGGAACCAGACCGUUCUACUUCGCGGGAUCAACGAUGAUGUCGGCACCAUGUCGACGCUAAUUCGUAAGUUGGCGGAUAACAACAUCCUCCCGUGUGACAUGGUCAAGAUGGUGGAGCACUUGCGGACGCCUCUGCAAACAAUUCUCGACUUGGAGUCCAGCAUCAGGGGGUCGAUUGCAGGAUUCGUGAUGCCGCAGUUUGCAGUGGAUCUCCCUGGAGGUGGCGGCAAGCGAUUGGCAAGCACAUAUAGAUCGUACGACCGUAAAACGGGUAUAUCGACGUAUGUGGCACCUGCAGUGACGGGUCGUGACAAGGAAAAUAAGGUGUAUGAGUACUACGACCCCGUCGACUCUCUUCCCGAGAACUUACCGAGCGACGGUCUCAAGGUGAAGUCCCAACACAGCGGUUGA
This is a messenger RNA of Colletotrichum orchidophilum, 1488 nucleotides long. RefSeq names its product L-lysine 2,3-aminomutase. Gene Ontology annotation, molecular function: iron-sulfur cluster binding; catalytic activity. The coding region runs from base 1 to 1488 and encodes 495 amino acids. The record is from RefSeq and is a predicted model, not a curated record. The transcript is spliced from 5 exons. NCBI's taxonomy places the organism in Eukaryota, Fungi, Ascomycota, Sordariomycetes, Glomerellales, Glomerellaceae.